GCUCUGUCCCGCCCCUCGCUCUGUGUUUACAUCGGGCAGGAGGAGCCGGGCACUCCGCAGCCGUCGCGUCCCGCUCCGUGCGCUGCUGCGCCCCGAGCUGCGGGAGGGCAAGAGCGCGCCGGCAUGAAGGGACCCAGCUCGGAAACACAGAUGGUGGAAGAUGAAGCAGACACAACCAGUGAAGAACUGCCCCCUCAUCUGCAGGAGGAGCCUCCUGAAGACUCCAGCAAGGACCAUCCACAACAGCAGGCGGGAGUGCUCUGGAGAGUGACGGGAGGCUUGUUCAGCAUCACGCGGGGAGCUGUGGGGGCGACAUUGGGAGGAGUUGCUUGGGUUGGCAGCAAGAGCCUGGAACUCACCAAAACAGCUGUGACCAGCGUCCCUGCCGCCAGUGUUGGACUGGUAAAGGGCGGCGUCUCGGUGGUGACCAGCGGCGUGGGAGCUGUGGGCAGUGCCGUUGCCAACAAAGUCCCUUUCACCACAAAGAAGAAGGACAAGGCUGACUAACCCAGAUUGCAGCUUCCUUACAAAAGAUCAGUCCAUACGCUCCCUCUCCACAGCACCUCUUCAGAUUGGAAACAGCCGCCACAGGGAGGGGGCAAAGCACCAGUGCAGACUCCAGCUGCAGCCCGCUCAGCACCACCUGCCUGGCUCAGAGCUCACAGAGUCACUGCAAAUUCCUUUCACUCCUGUCUCCUACUGGGGGCCCACUCUCCUCCGAGGGCUUUGUAGGCACAGCUGUCUCUCCCCUGCAGUUUCCUUCCCCUUUCUUACUCUCCCGAGCCCAGAGGAGUGGGAGUGGGAGUGGGCACUGGGCGAUGGUAGGGGGUGGGUGGGAAGAACUGUGCUCCAGCAUGAAGCCCACACAUGCUCCUGAUGUUCCUUUCAUUGUAUUUAGUUAGGGUUCAGCUUCAGGCCCCUGGGGGGUAUUCUUAAGAUUUGCUGGGGGAAAUGGGGGAUUGUUAUAAGAAAGUCCCAUUAACAUGAAGAAGAGAUACUGUGGCUAACGAAGGCUUGUUCCUCCCUCAGAGAAAUGGAGGGGAGUACCCAUAUCCCUUUGUCUAUAGGUCUAUAGGUCUCAGUCCCCAAGCUGGUCCUCCCAGCUCUGCACUCAGGCUGUGCGCGCCCUUGGAAGAGGGAACCCUCAGGCCUAGCAGAGCAGCUCUCAUGGUGAUAUCACACGAGUAUGUUGUACAAACUGGAGCAGAUUUGGAGGAGGAAAUCUCUGUCUGUCGCCUGGGGGGACAGAGUACCAGGUCACCAUAGUGCCAGAGGCACCAUUGCAACGUUACAGCAGGGAGGCCAAGCCCCUAUAAUGUUAUAGCAGGAGGCAGCACUGCUGCCAUAAUAUUAUGGCAAUAGGCAGCCAGUGCAGCUUCAGCAGUAAGGGGCACCAAUGCUUUUGUCACAGGUGAUGCAAACUUGGCCUUAAUGUAAGCUGGUGCAACCUGCUGAAGUCAUUGCCGUUUCUCCCAUGCACAGCAGAGUCAGUUUGGCUCCAUGCCUUGCUCACGGUACCGCUCCUCAGCCGUGUUAAAGAACAUAUGUUUUAAAGGUGGGGACCCUGGUUUGCCUCCAUGGGAUGUAAUGUUAAACCCUGGCAAAGCAUGUUCCUGAACCUCAUUUGAGUCCUGCAGUAGGGGUUAGCCUACGCCACCAUUCUUACUAUGGCUUGGCACCUCAAAGAACAGCUCCCUGAGGUGUGGUGGCAUCAUUGUGAGUACACAAGCCUGCUUUAGAGAGUGAUUUCCCUGGAUUAGUGAGAGUACACUCCAAAACAGGUGAGCGUAGAGCUAAUGUGCACAACGCAUCAGCAAUUCGUACGCCACACACUACUCAUGGGGUUCCAGCCUGCCUCAGUGGAACGGGCAUGUGAUGCCAAAUAGCUCAGCAAAAACCCAGAAACUAAGUCUGCUGCUGCCUCUCCAUCCUAACCCACUCAUGGUGUUCCAGGUGUCACAUGAUUCUCUCUCUCUCUCUCUCUCUCUCCCUGAGUCCCCUGCAAUCCCCAGGAUUAAUGGGAUAAGGAAAGCCCCAGGUUCCAGCAUUAACUCUGCCUUUCCUGGCUUUUGUCAGGUUUUUUGCCUAGAUUGUUAGGUUUUGGGGUCCGUAGAAAAGUGACGCAGUGUUUGCAAUGUAUUUUAUAAAUAUGCAUCUAUAUUAGCAUGUGUGUAUGUAAUCUGCAGUACACAGGCAUGUUUUCAACCAGGUAAACUAACCUGUGCUACUGCUGCGGACCUGUUUACAUAUUCAGCUUCGGCAGUUCCAGCAUAUCGGUUUUUACAUAGGGACGCUGUCCGAAGAAAAAGAAUGUUUUAGAAGAUGGUUUUCCCCGUGUCGCCUAAUACUUAGUUUAUUAAAACCAAAAGAAUGUUUAAAAAUCUCCUUUACUUUCUCCCCCUACUGCUCUUUGUUUACUUGUUGCCCUUGGCUCCUUUUGGAAGUUCCUGGUGCUGGUCAGUUUCUUUUCCUGGUUCCUGUGCUGUAGCAAUGAUGCUAUGAUUGUCUCUGACACCAGGAAAUAAAUACAAGGAAAAAACCCUUUUCACUUAA
This is a messenger RNA of Mauremys reevesii (Reeves's turtle), 2553 nucleotides long. RefSeq names its product transmembrane protein 263-like. The coding region runs from base 124 to 507 and encodes 127 amino acids. The record is from RefSeq and is a predicted model, not a curated record. NCBI's taxonomy places the organism in Eukaryota, Metazoa, Chordata, Testudines, Geoemydidae. The transcript is spliced from 3 exons.